This is a messenger RNA of Coregonus sp. 'balchen', 17234 nucleotides long. Lineage: Eukaryota; Metazoa; Chordata; Actinopteri; Salmoniformes; Salmonidae. The record is from the annotation of a GenBank genome assembly.
UAUAUUUUGUUCUCAUUAUCAGCAGUGUCUUUAUUUACUGACUGUAAGACAAUGUGAGAGCGAUAUCACAAAUGUAAAACUACAACUCCUAGAGUGCAAUAUUUCGAAGCGGAUGUACGUGUUGGAGAAAUUUGGCGCUGAUCUAUCCGGGUACUUCAUUCACUUCUUCCUUUCGCGCCGGUAACUGAAGAGCCGUGCGUCCAUGUGCGCAUUUACUGGGAAUUCAUAGACCACAGAAAUACUGAAUCCGAGCCAUACCAGAUUUAGCUAUGGAUCCUAACGUGUUGAUCGAGGCCCUUCGGGGGACCAUGGACCCAAACUUGCGUGAGGCCGCGGAGAGACAGCUGAACGAGGUAAAAACUUGGGGGUGGUGGUUGUGGCGUGGAUCGGGCCUCUGUUCUGUUGUGUCACACAUCAAGAUGGAAUGGAGUCCUCAUAGCUUGUGAUCAUGGGAGACCAGAGUCGGUCCAGAACUUUGACAGAUCAAAUAUUCUCUUCGACAUAUAUAUUCACCGAAACAUAUCAGACUUUUGACGUUACGGGUGUUAUUUCAUAGUUUCCUAUUAUAUUUUAACGUCAAGAUCGGCGAAUCCACCCCGUAAACCCUCAGCUGGUUCUUUAAAAACGUGCGGGAAGUUAGCAUUAGCUUCCUUGAUAAUUAGCUACUAGCUAGCUACGCAGUAAAAAGCCUUGUUGGACGAUGCUUGCUAGUUAGCUUUUGGCCUAGAUGAUGUAUCAAUGUUUGAAUCGUUGGCAAGACCAAUUAUGCCAUUAUUUAUACCAGUUUUGUCUAAACUAACUAAAUCAUGCGAUCUAGUAUACGAGUGUAACUACCGUUUGCUAAAAGUCCGAAAAUCUUUGUUAGCAAGUUGGCUAAGUGCCUCACGUGUCAGGUGUUUUUUUUUUUACUGCUGACAUUGCCCAGCAGUAGUGCUAACUAGCUAGUCCGUUGAACUUAGCUAACUAAAUAAACUAGUUGGCCAGCCAAAAUGUCACCAAUCGGACAUAUUGACAGGCGUAACAUUAGUUAGGAAAGUAGUUUGAUGAUAAACGCUUGACUAUCAUUAUAAAUGUACGUCUAAUAGGCGAUAGUAGCUGUUGGAUUAUUAUUUAGUUUGCUGGCUUUGCCUUUAAUGAACGUAGCUAACUAGCAAGCUAACUGCUACUUGCUAACUAGCUAGGUAGGUUUGAUUUAUCGAACGCUAGUUAACUUGCAAUACACAACGUAAACAAUAGCAAUCAUUAAUAAUAGUUACGUAUUUAGUAAAGGGUGUAGUAACGGGGCAAACGUGUUGUUUGUACCUCAGUAGUAAAGCCAAAGGGAAAAGCGAAUGUUCGCUAGCUAGCGCUACGUUCCAUCAAUUAAAUUGAGUCAUUCGAUGAGCUGUCCGCGUGCGCAGAUAAUUUCGCGAAUGUUAGCUAACUAUUUUAUUUGCUAAGGUUAUGCGCAACAUGGCCUAUUAUCAUUAUCUAGAUGUCGACUUCAUGUCAAAUGUAUACGUGCCAUAGCUAACUAACAUAUACGGACGGCGUGAAUUCUUGCAUGGUCACAUAGUUAGCUAUGUUUCGCUCGCGACGUGAAAAGCUAGCUAGUAGUAGGAAGUCUCUCUUGGGCAAGUGUCAAGUAUACUCUGGUCUGUUAAUGGCUGUGCUAUCCUUAGAACAAUAGAUGUACGGUGUUGUCGUGAAACUGGGGUUUGAGUGACCUUUAAGUCAAGUUGUUAUUUCUGUGAUAUGUUCAUAUUGUGUGUCAUCAGCUCGAUAACGUAUUAUUAGGUAACUUUAGUUUGAUAAGAGUAGGCCUAGUCAGGCUCAAAAAUAAAAUGUACAUGAACUUCUCCACUCAACAAUCUGAGGUCGUUGUUUUGGUUUUCGUGACAACAGAAUAUACAAAGGCCAGAAUUUAAAUUCACAGAACAAGAAUGUGCUGUUGGAUUGUUUGAUCUGAGUCAUGUUGUGCGGUAUCCAGGGAGAGGUUGCGGAGUGCAUUGGUAUCUACAGGCAAAGGAGGGGAUGAGGCUAUUUUUCCUCGCUUACAUUUGACUCAUCUGGAGCAGUUAAACCUAAACAGUAUUCACUUAAAAUAGCAAGUGAUAGAAGGGGGGGUGGGGCAAAUCAUUGAGACCCAUUUUCAUUCCCUUUAUGUGAUCAAUGAUUCUGGAAAAAGUAUGUUGCACUCUUGUGUGUACUGGAUAUCUUAAGUUUGAUCAUUAUUAGCGAGUGUCUAGAGAAGAGGAGAGGUGACACAUUCACUGUUGAUUGAUUGGAUGCCAACGCUGCAUCAACCUGUUGCAUCAAGGUUUCUUAAACUCUCAUGUGGCAUUCUUAAGUAGCUGUAGUGUAUAAACUGCAGCUAAUGGAGCUCCAUGCCUCAACAUAAUGGUUAGAUGGCAUUACUGUCAUCUUUGGCAUGUAAUCUACUUGGCAAGGAAUAGAGAGGAAUGCCAUGUCACACUUUGCCUACUUGCAAAUAGUACAUGGUAGUCUGAUAGCAAUUCCCUAAAAACCUGACACUGUCUGCAUUAUCCCUAAUUGAGAAUAGUUUAAGUUCAGCCAUUUAGACCUAUACAUCCAAAUGAAUAAAGCAUAUACAUCCAAAUGAACAAGGCAGGCACAGUCAUCAUACCCAGGUAAAAUGGCAAAAUCCUCCUGUUUUUUACUUGAUCUGCAGUUGGUAAGACUGACCCAUGGUUCUUAUUAAAUGGCUCAAGAUGUAUACAUUGUUUGUUUUGCUGAUAUGUAGGUCAAAUACACAUCAGGGUUUGAUAUUCAUGCAUCCUUUUCUGCUUUCAUUUACAGGGUCACACCCAGGUGAAUUUUGUGUCUGCUUUGCUGCAAGUCACCAUGUCUGAUCAGUUGGAUUUGCCCGUCAGACAAGCAGGUGAGUUUUUCAGAGGAUGGGUAGAUAUUAUGAUGAUGUGGGGCGGGGUGGGGUUUCGGGCUCUCUUGCAGAUGGAACUUCACCAGAAGAGUAUCUACACCCGUAGCUCAAAUGAACUGAGCACACUUUCUCAAAGAUGAUCCCUGCCCUGACUGCCACAGCUCCCUCACUGAUGACACCAGUCAUAUUGUGAAAAGACUGACCAAUUUCCCCUGAACUUGUACAUUUGUGCACCGACAUACACACACUAUAGAAAUAUCUGUUUUUUUUGUGGUAUAUUAUGCCAUCUUUAUUAUGCUACCUUUGCAUUGACAUUGAGAUUUCACACUUCUUUUAGUCUGCUAGAGAGCUCUAGUGAAAUCUAUAAUCGCUCGGUCUGGACAUUCUGCCUUGGUACAGCUGCCCUUGUUAUAAAAGAACAUUCCACACGUUUGAGAUGCUCCGUGUGAGGGGCUGUUGAUAGCCUGUCCAUGUGUCACACAUGCUUCUCUGGUAAUGAUGUGCAAUUAUAUGGUAGGAAGAUCUGCUCUUGAUCAGUGGCUCAUUGACUUUUAUUACAUUUAAAAUAUGUGUGCAGUCCUCAAGUGGCUGCCAGACAGAGCCUGUCAUUUUCAACCUGCUGCUAGCCUCCACACUAGCAUAUUCAAUUGUGCUCACUCAUAGCAUCAUGUUCUAACUUCUAUCUUGCAACUUCGUCAGUUCUUCUACAUUGUAGCUUGCUUCAACAACACCAUAGUAAUGUGACAGUCUGGAGAAAAGUCUAACAUGGCAGCAGCCCAUCCUGCCUUAUGCAGUGGGUGCUAAUCUGUGUGCCUCUUGUCAAGCAGAUGACCAGGAACUGGUGUGUUGAGCAGAAAUGCUAUCCUUCAAUCUUGUGAAUGUGCUAUUUGGCCUGCCAUAGAGCCCUGCUGCACCUGACUCUGAUUCAGACGGUUUUGCAUUAAGUGAAUGCAGCUGCAGUACCUGCAGUGGUGGCACGGGAUAGAUCAUAGCUGGCAUGCCAUUGGGUAACAGAGGCUUACACGUUGGCUUGGCACCUGUCCCCAGGAGAGCCACAGGAACUUCCCAUUCGGCACUUUGGCCCGUCGUGCCGUGGUAAUGAGUCUCAUUUGCUGUAAUCUGACACACAAAGGGAGGAGCCAAGCGAUUCCACAGCCAGUUAUCAGCCAGCAGGCAAAUGCCAGGGAUUCCAGAGGGCUUCCCAUAAAGGCAGUGAGUUCAGACCCAGGUCCCUCUCCUAUUGAGGACAAAUGUCCGCCUGCUUAUGACAGAUAAUAGCAUUUUUUGUCAUGGUUUGUUUCUUUUUUCAAACCUGUCAUACUGAUAUUAUAGGCAAUUGCAUUAUUUGCAAUUUCAGGGAUCAUCUAUUCCCUGCCUCAAUGUGUGGUCUAUUGGGAUGUUGAGUAGUGGACUGUGUUGGGCUGGGCAGAGGGGCACAGUAAUGGGGAGGGGAGUACAGUAGUGGGGUUGUGAGGGUCUCGCUGUGUCAGCACUGACUGGCAGGAUUAUGACUUCCCAGCCAGCAGCACGGUGAUCACAUCUGUGUCAGCAGUCUGAUGUCUGAACCCCCCAUCAACCGCCUCGCCUGCCCCUAUUCAACCGCCUCGCCUGCCCCAAUUCAACCGCCUCGCCUGCCCCUAUUCAACCGCCUCGCCUGCCCCCCAUCAACCGCCUCGCCUGCCCCUAUUCAACCGCCUCGCCUGCCCCUAUUCAACCGCCUCGCCUGCCCCUAUUCAACCGCCUCGCCUGCCCCAAUUCAACCGCCUCCCCCUCAGCCCGUCAACCGUCUCACCGUGCCUGUGAGCCACUGACCUCAGAGACACUCCAUUGUUGCUCUGUAGAACAAUUAACACCUGUACUACAAAUUCAGACUCACUGUCUGAGCUACAACACGGGAGGGGGAACCAUUGCAAUCCCCUAACUAAAUUACACUUUUACACCUCUGUUCUAUGACUCACUCAAGGAGUUAGGCCUCUUUCUGCUGCUCUGCUCUGAUUUUAUCAGUUGAAGAUGGAGGCAGAGAUGUGAGCUGUAAUUCUAGGGGGCAGUGGACGGAUGAAUAUUUGAGUGACUUCUUGCUUGGAUGGGGAGUGCUAAUGAACAGGGACAUGCUAUUGUGUUGAGGCUGAGAGGAGAGGUGUGGGCUCUUAAAGGGGCCCAAAAGCACCCCUCUUCCUCACCCGGCCGACUGCUACUCCCUCUCAACCUGAGCACAUGAGAGGAGCCACAGUGAAUGUGCUGGUCAUGGGAUCCGCUGCUGCUGCUAUCUAAGCUGAUGGACUCUUUCACAUCAUCCAAUGUCACACUGACUCACUCUUAACAAUUCAGAGCUCUCCCUGAUGUAAAGUGAUUUUAAAGAGAUGUGGAUAGUAUUGUGCCACUUUAACCAGCUGCAAUUCCAUGGAAAUCCAUAGGAAUUGGAAGGGUUCAAUUUAAACCCCAUGGUCAAAGCAGAUUUUACUUUCAUAUCAUACAAUUUGCAUGAAUUAAAUCUAAGUGGGUGGAAUACCAGCUGUACAUUAAGCCUGCCAUAGAAUUACAUACAGUACAUUCGGAAAGUAUUCAGACCCCUUCCCUGUUUCCACAUUUUGUUACAUUACAGCCUUAUUCUAAAAUUGAGUAAAUAUAAACAUUUCCUCAUCAAUCUACACACAAUACCCGAUAAUGACAAAGCGAAAGUUUCGAAAGUUAUUCAAAUUUUAAAAAAAAACAUAGGGUAUCUAUUCAAACCCAUUGCUAUGAAACUCCUUGAAAUUGAGCUCGGGUGCAUCCUGUGUCCAUUGGUCAUCCUUGAUGUUUCUACAACUUGAUUGGAGAGCCUGUGGUAAAUUGAUUGGACAUGAUUUGGAAAGGCACACACAUCUAUAUAAGGACCCACAGUUGACAGUGCAUGUCAGAGCAAAAACUAAGCCAUGAGGUCGAAGGAAUUGUCCAUAGAGCUCCGAGACAGGAUUGUGUCGAUGCACAGAUCUGGGGAAGUUUGGAACCACCAAGACUCUUCCUAGAGCUGGCCGCCUGGCCAAACUGAGCAAUCGGGGGAGAAGGGCCUUGGUCAGGGAGGUGACCAAGAACCCGAUUGGUCACUCUGACAGAGCUCCAGAGUUCCUCUGUGUAGAUGAGAACCUUCCAGAAGGCCAACCAUCUCUCUGCACUACCCCAAUCAGGCCUUUAUGGUAGAGUGGCCAGAUAGAAGCCACUCCUCAGUAAAAGGCACAUGACCGCCUGCUUGGAAUUUGCCAAAAGUCACCUAAAGGACCCAGACCAUGAGAAACAAGAUUCUCUGGUCUGAUGAAACCAAGAUUGAACUCUUUGGCCUGAAUGCCAAGUGUCACGUCUGGAGGAAACCAGGCACCGCUCAUCACCUGGCCAAUACCAUCCCUACGUUGAAGCAUGGUGGCAGCAUCAUGCUGUGGGGAUGUUUGUCAGCGGCAGGGACUGGGAGACUAGUCAGGAUCAAGGGAAAGAUGAAUGGAGCAAAGUACAGAGAGAUCCUUGAUGAAAACCUGCUCCAGAGCGCUCAGGACAUCAGACUGGGGUGAAGGUUCACCUUCCAACAGGACAAUGACCCUAAGCACACAGCCAAGACAAAGCAGGAGUGGCUUCGGGACAAGUCUCAAUGUCCUUGAGGGGCCCAGCCAGAGCCCGGACUUGAACCAGAUCGAACAACUCUGGAGAGACCUGAAAAUAGCUGUGCAGUGACGCUCCCCUUCCAACCUGACAGCUUGAGAAGAUCUGCAGAGAAGAAUGGGAGAAACUCCACAAAUACAGGUGUGCCAAGCUUGUAGCGUCAUACUCUAGAAGACUUGAGGCUGUAAUCGCUGCCAAAAGUGCUUCGACAAAGUACUGAGUAAAGGGUCUGAAUACUUAUGUUAAUGUCAUAUUUCAGUUUUUUAUUUUUAGUAAAUGUGCAAACAUUUCUAAACCUGUUUUUGAUUUGUCAUUAUGGGGUAUUGUUUGUAGAUUGAUGAGGGGGAAAAAACAAAUCAAUUUUAGAAUAAGGCUGUAACGUAACAAAGUGGAAAAAGUUAAGGGGUCUGAAUACUUUCCGAAUGCACUAUAUAAUCCAUUUUUAAUAGGAUCUCUAUGAAGCCUGUCUUAUGUUCAAACAGUUGAUUGAUUGUCCCCCUCUCCCCUCCCCAGGGGUGAUCUACCUGAAGAACAUGGUGACCCAGCACUGGAGCGAGGGAGACGGCAUCAGCACGGAGACGCCUGUCAAUAACAUUCCCGAGGAGGACAGGCAGUUCAUCCGUGACAACAUCGUGGAGGCCAUCAUCCACUCCCCCGAGCGCAUCAGGUAACCGACCGCCCUGUGGCUGAUCUGCUCACUGCACAGCGCCUGCGGAGGGGGGGGUAGGGGUAGCUCGGAUCAACCAGAUCGUCUUCCAACCUCUUUCUCCUCUCUCUUCAACCCUUCAGAGUGCAGUUGACGACAUGCAUCCACCACAUGAUUAAGCACGACUACCCCGGCAAGUGGACGGCCAUUGUGGACAAGAUUGGCUUCUACCUGCAGUCAGAUAACAGCGCCGGCUGGCUGGGCAUCCUGCUCUGCCUCUACCAGCUGGUGAAAAACUACGAGUAAGGACUCCUUGUUAUAGAGUGACUGUUUGUGUCCCAAAAGGCACCAUUUAGGGAAUGGGGUGCCAUUUGGGACACAGACAGUAUUAUAGAGCUGUUUGCUGUAUCUUCGGGUGGCUGAUGUUUCUGAUUGUGUGUUUGACAGGUACAAGAAGCCGGACGAGCGCAGUCCUCUGGUGGCGGCCAUGCAGAUCUUCAUGCCCAUGCUGAAGGACCGCUUCAUCCAGCUGCUCCCUGACCCCUCCAGUGAAUCUGUCCUGGUGCAAAAACAGAUCUUCAAGAUCCUCUACGCCCUCUUCCAGGUACUACUGACCACAUCCUUCAUUCUCACCGUCUUAGAAGUUAAGUGUAUAUAUUAGUCUGUGUUGAUUGUAGGGUAUUUGUCUAAAUGUGGAUGUAUAGCUGUAGUGUCCAUUUAUUUAGCUACUCCUUCCAUAAUACUGGCUUUGGAGACGGGUCGAUUAUGGUUGUCCUGUAGUCCCACACUGUAAAGCAUGGUUGGCAGCAUAGAGGAGGGGGAGGGCUGAGGACCAUCUGGUCCAAGUGGGCUUCUUCUGCUGGCUGUCAUGUGGGCCACUGGGCAAGACCUGUCCCCCCUCAGCAUGCCAGACUGCACUGCUGUAUAGUGUUUUUUGUCUGUCAAUUGGAACGACAAUUAAGCUUUUUGAAUUGAACGGACGGGAUUUCUCUCCUUUUCUCUGUCCACAGUAUAACCUCCCCCUGGAGUUGAUCAACCGACAGAACCUGACGGAGUGGAUGGAGAUCCUGAAGACAGUGGUGGACAGAGACGUGCCUCCGGUGAGGGCAGAUUUACUGUGGUAGGGCAAGGAGGGGAGCACAAAUAGGUUGACUAUGCAAAUCAAGUAGCUCCCAAACAGAUUAGCUGUAGUUUGUGUGUGCUUUAUUUUAUUGCUGCUAGUUGAAACAAAGCUGAUUGCCACCCCCCUCCUCCCCCGUCUGUGCCUUACAGGAGACCUUGCAGGUGGAUGAGGACGAGAGACCUGAGCUGCCCUGGUGGAAGUGUAAGAAGUGGGCCCUCCACAUCCUGGCCAGGCUCUUCGAGAGGUAAGCCUACUCAACCCACCCCAGCACAUUGUCACUGAUUCUACACUGAGUGUACAAAACAUGAGACUGACCAGGUGAAAGUGAAUCCCUUAAUGAUGUCACUUGUUAAAUCCACUUCAAUCAGUGUAGAUGGAGGGGAAGCGACAAGUUAAAGAGGAUUUUUAAGCCUUGAGACAUGGAUUGUGUAUGUGUGCCAUUCAGAGGGUGAAUGGGCAAGACAAAAUAUUUUAAGUGCCUUUUGAACGGGGUAUGGUGGUAGGUGCCAGGCGCACCAGUUUGAGUGCGUCAAGAACUGCAACGCUACUGGGUUUCUCACACUCAACAGUUUCCCGUGUGUAUCAAGAAUAGUCCACCACCCAAAGGACAUCCCAGCCAACUUGACACAACUGUGGGAAGCAUUGGAGUUGACAUGGGCCAACAUCCCUGUGGAACGCUUUCGACACCUUGUAGUCCAUGCCCCAACGAAUUGAGGCUGUUCUGAGGGAAGGUAUUCCUAAUGUUUUGUACACUCAGUGUAUGUAGCUGAGAGUCACAAAUCUAACCCAUAAAAGCACCAUUAAAUGUUUGUAUACUGAACAAAAAUAUAAAGACAACUUGUAAAGUGUUAGUCCCAUGUUUCAUAAGCUGAAAUAAAAGAUCCCAGAAAUGUUCCAUGCCCACGAAAAGCUUACUUCUCUCAAGUGUUGUUAGUGAGCAUUUCUCCUUUGCCAAGAUUAUCCAUGCACCUGACAGGUGUGGCAUAUCAAGAAGCUGAUUAAACAGCAUGAUCAUUACCUGUCAGGUAGAUGGAUUAUCUUGGCAAAGGAGAAAUGCUCACUAGCAGGGAUGUAAACAAAUUUGAAGAGAGAAAAGCAUUUUUGUGGUUAUGGAACAUUUCUUCAAUCUUUAAUUUCAGCUCAUGAAACAUGGGACCGACACUUCAAAUGUUGGGUUUAUAUUUUGGUUCAGUGUAUAUUAACCUGUGAAAGCCUCUUUCCAACCCCUCCCAGGUAUGGCAGCCCAGGCAACACUACCAAAGAGUACACAGAGUUUGCCGAUCUCUUCCUCAAGGGAUACGCUGUGGCAGCACAGCAGGUGAGCGCCCAAGGCCGCCUCUUGGCUUUGUCUGAGCUGAAAGAUGUGUGCGACGCAUGACUCUGUGAUUGACUGAGGGACAGAAGGUUGCCUUUCAACUGUGUCUGUCUGCCUGGGAGUCUGAUCUCAACCACAGGGAACUGAUCUGUCUGUCUGUGUAGGUGCUGCUGAAGGUCUUAUAUCAGUACAAGGAGAAUCAAUACGUGGCUCCCAGAGUCCUCCAGCAGACACUCAACUAUAUUAACCAGGGAAUCGCACACGCUGUCACCUGGAAGAACCUCAAGCCACAUAUCCAGGGCAUCAUUCAGGAUGUGGUUUUCCCUCUCAUGUGCUACACGGACAGUGACCAGGAGUUGUGGGAGGAGGACCCAUACGAGUACAUCCGCAUGAAGUUUGGUAAGAACCAUUCUUGUUUUUGAAAAGCAGAGAAAUAUUCUGUAGUGUUUGUCAUCCAAAAGGAAUGUCCUGGAAUCAGAGACUCUGCCUGGAUGUGGUCAGUUAAAAGAUGUAACUGUGUAAACCUAUUCUAACAAACCAAUGCAAUGUGCCAUCUGAUCUGCUGACUCUGCUCUCUCUGUCCUGUCUCAGAUGUGUUCGAGGACUUCAUCUCUCCCACCACGGCCGCCCAGACCCUGCUCUUCACCUCCUGCAACAAGAGGAAAGAAGUGAGUUGUGGUUCUGAUGUGAAAGCUGGGGCCUCCUGGUCCUGGCACAGUCAAUAGCCAGCCAUGAUGUGAUCCUGGUUCCAUCCCAAAUGGCACCCUAUUCCCUAUAUAGUGCACUACUUUUUUUCAGAGCCGUGAGAAUAGGGUGGCAUUUGGGACGCACGCCCUGUGUUUUUGCUGGCCUCCCUCCUGCCCUUGUUUAUGGCCCGGCCCACUCCUCCUUCCUGCCCGUCCCUCAUUAGCACCCUGUUGCUCCAACAACAGUACAGAGCUGUUGGAACGGGUCUGUGGACGUGUCGAGCCAGGCGAACACUGGAAAAUAAAGGAGCAUAGCUGAAAGAAAGCAGGACUUUUAGUUGCUCUAACUCCUUAGUCUUUCUGUUCUAAAUGUAAUGUAUUGUUUUAGCAUGGAGGAAGUUAUAUUCCGUUUUGGCUGUGGGUGAACGGUGUGCGUGGUGCCUGUCCAUGUUACGUGCUGCCGUCUGGCUGUGUCUUACAGUCUGUGCGGCGGUGCUCACUCCACACCUGCAGCCAUAGAGCCACUGGAGAUCAUAGUACUGACCUGUGACGUCUCUGACUCCUCACCACGGGCCAGCCUCCAUACUCUCCCACAAACUCUCCUGGGUUACAUCUCAAAUGGUACCCUAUUCCCUACAUAGUGCACUACCCCAUGGGCCCUGGACAAAAGUAGUGCACUAUACAUGGAUUAGGGUGCCAUUUUGGACGUAUCCGAGGUGCUUGAUGUUAAUGUGAAACAGUUAGCCAGGAUACACAGAGAAGCAGCACAUUUGACUGAAUGCAUUUCUUUAUUCUCUAGGUUCUUCAGAAGACCAUGGGCUUCUGUUAUCAGAUCCUUACUGAGCCCACCUCUGACCCCAGGAAGAAGGACGGAGCGCUGCACAUGAUUGGCUCUCUGGCUGAAAUCCUGCUCAAGGUGAUGAACCCUACACCACCUGCUAUCUCCUCUUUUCUUGUUGACCUUUGGUCUGACCAUAUACUCAUCAGAUGAGGUAGCUGACACUGUGUAACUAUGUUACAACUUUGUUUUAUUACUUAUUUAAGUUUAAUUUAUGGAUCCCACACACAUACAUCAAAUACAUUACUGAAAUUCAUGGUUAUUAACAAAAAUGCAUUUCUCUUCCUCCCCCCAAACAGAAAAAGGUCUAUAAAGACCAGAUGGAGUUCAUGCUGCAGAACCACGUCUUCCCUCUGUUCCGCAGUGAGCUGGGUUACAUGAGAGCCAGAGUAAGUGUCACGUUGCCAGAUCAUUCUGACCCAGGGCUCUAGUGGGGAGAAAUGGAGAGCAUGUGUAUCAAGAAUAUUAAUGACAAUGAUUUGGUAAAACACCAGUGCUUUCCCUUACUGCAGUGGCUUUUCACAUCUUGAUAGGUCUAGGUAGAAAUUCUAGAUUUAGGAGAAUUCAGCAACAGUAUAGCCUGUUUGUUUACUGUUCUGCACUGGUUAACUGUAUUAACCACCAUCUCUGGUGUUUCCCCAUAGGCCUGUUGGGUCCUGCAUUACUUCUGUGAGGUCAAGUUUAAGAGUGACCAGAACCUGCAGACAGCCCUGGAGCUGACCCGCCUCUGCCUGAUCAACGACAACGAGAUGCCUGUUAAAGUGGAGGCAGCCAUCGCCCUGCAGGUCCUCAUCAGCAACCAGGAGAAAGGUAGCUAGCUAUCUCCACUGUCAGACUCAGAAACACACAAUAGGUGUAUAUGGAGUAUUUCUCUUUGCUGUAUAACAUUAAAGGUUAUGUUUUUCUUGAAUCAAAAUGAUAUAGCUGAUGAUCACUAAGUGCUCCUCUUCCCUGUUUUUCCUCUUCCCUAGCCAAAGAGUAUAUCACUCCCUUCAUCCGGCCUGUGAUGCAGGCCCUCCUGCACAUUGUGCGUGAAACGGAGAAUGAUGACCUCACCAACGUCAUCCAGAAGAUGAUCUGCGAGUACAGCGAAGAAGUCACCCCCAUCGCCGUGGAGAUGACACAGCACUUGGUGAGGAGUGUGUGUGCUCAGUGCCUGACUCAAUAAAAGGCCCGGAGCAGGAAGUCACCUUCCUUUGAUCAGUUUACAGAUCCGUUUGACAGCCAUGGAGAGAGGAAAUAAGGUCCAAUUACCAUCUCUCCUAGUUCCAUGUUGGUCUGGUCAUAAAGACCCUGCUCUCAGGGAAACCCACUUAUGGCUGUUAUUCCCCUGUCUCUCCCCAGGCUAUGACCUUCAACCAGGUCAUCCAGACGGGGCCUGACGAGGAGGGAGGAGACGACAAGGCGGUGACAGCCAUGGGCAUCCUCAACACUAUCGACACACUGCUCAGUGUGGUGGAGGACCACAAAGAGGUGAGUACAGCCAUGGUGUCCUGUCCAGGGGGUGUACUUGUACAUCAAGCUGCCUCACGCUACGUAAACAGGAUAUGGGCUCCUGCCCUAUUGGCCAUUCUGGUAUUUACUUAGUCAUUCAACCAAACACCCACCCCCUCCCAGCUCAACUCAUAGCGCUGCCUGCCUGCCGACACACUUCCAGCUGCCCACCCGCUCCUGGGAACACACACUGUUCUCUGGCUGUUCUCUCUUCAAAGUGCUUUGCAGGCUGAUGCCUCUAGAAAUAGCACUGUGGCUCUCUGCCCGUACGUCCGCCUAGGCACAGGACCGUGGAUGCUUGGAACCAGCCAGAACAGAAAAUGUUGGUCAACAGUUGGAGUCAUGAGUUAGAUAUAUCUUCUUGGUAUACUACUCUCAUGGUUGUUGACUGUGUAAACUAAAGCGAUCAGCUGUUGAUUUAUGAAGUUGUGUUCAUCAGUGUGCCAAAGGUAUUUGGUUUUCUGGAAAUGACUUGCACAAUGAAAUCCUCAAAUCUACACAGAGUCUUGCAACACCAUGUACGUUCAUCGUGAAUCUCUGUCUCUGUGUGAGUGUUGUGUUCCAGUGCUCUAAUUAAAUGAAUGGGGUUUCUGUUUUAGAUCACCCAGCAGCUGGAGGGCAUAUGUCUGCAGGUGAUCGGCACCGUCCUGCAGCAGCACGUCCUGGGUAUGUCUCCCUUGCUCUUCCUGUCCCACCACAUUCCAACCGGGUCCUCCCGUCUCUGACACGUGCAAGUGGGCGAGGUGCCUAGCGUAAUUUACAUAACUGACUCACUCUGUGGUGUUUUCCUAUAUUUACUGUCUGACACCCUGCCUGUGUUGAUUUUCCAACAGAGUUCUACGAGGAGAUCCUGUCUCUGGCCCACAGCCUGACCUGCCAGCAGGUGUCCCCACAGAUGUGGCAGCUCCUCCCCUUGGUGUUCGAGGUCUUCCAGCAGGAUGGCUUUGACUACUUCACAGGUAUACUGCACACCAACCUGGGACUCUUGACUUUGCCUGUUUGCCGGAAAUUUGACUAUUAUAUAGACACACUCUAUUAAAUGGUGACUCUGUUUCAGACAUGAUGCCUCUCCUUCACAACUAUGUCACGGUUGACACAGACACUCUCCUGUCUGACACUAAAUACCUGGAGAUUAUCUACAGCAUGUGCAAGAAGGUACAGUAACUUACAGCCACUGUGUUUAUGUGUUCACACAUUAUAUUGGAGGUGUGUAUUUCUGCUUGGUGGGAACAGGUUAAUAAUCUGUUCUCCAUGCAGGUUCUGACGGGCGAUCCAGGUGAGGAUCCAGAGUGUCAUGCAGCCAAGCUGCUAGAGGUGGUUAUUCUGCAGUGCAAAGGGCGUGGAAUUGAUCAGGUAAGCGUCUGGCUUCUACACUAAAUCUUGUAUGGCUGCGACUGUAUUAAAUCUUAUUUGAGUGUGUUGAAUAUCAAACUAACCGCUUUUGAGAAGCACUGUACUAUACAUUUACCUUUGCUGUUCUUUGCCGCUCCUGCAGGUUGUUCCCUUGUUUGUGGCGGCUGCACUGGAGAGGCUGACGAGGGAGGUGAAGACCAGUGAGCUGAGGACCAUGUGUCUGCAAGUGGCCAUCGCUGCCCUCUACUACAGCCCCCCUCUGCUGCUCAACACCCUGGAGAACCUGCGCUUCCCAAACAACACUGAGCCCAUCACCAACCACUUCAUCUCCCAGUGGCUCAAAGACGUUGACUGCUUCCUCGGGUAAGACCAUGAAAGAUGCUCACGUUCAAUAUAUUUACAUCUCGUCUGGUUUCUCUGGUCCCCCAUAUAGUUUGAUAUCAAGUAGAGAAAAAACAUGUGCAGUAAGAUCAUAUUUUUAUGUUAUCCCCCCAGGCUCCACGAUAGGAAGAUUUGUGUGCUUGGCCUGUGUGCCCUCAUUGACUUGGAACAGAGGCCCCAGGCUGUCAACCAGGUGGCUGGCCAGCUGCUCCCUGCAGCCAUCCUACUCUUCAACGGCCUCAAGAGGGCCUACGCCUGUCAAGCAGAGAACGAGAAUGAGGAUGAAGAUGAUGAUGAAGAUGGAGAGGAGGAUGAGGAGAAUGGUACAGCAUUUGUGCUGUCCUCUGAACUAAUAAGUCCCAUUGACACUCCCUUAUUUAAUCUUCCUACUACAGUAAAUGGAAUAAGAUACAGCUACAAGGAGCACUUCAUUGGUAGAUGGUUUGAGUUGUUAGUAGAUUGAUCAGUAAUAAAUGAAUCCAUUGUGCCUUUCCUCAGUCGAGCUGGGCAGUGAUGAAGAUGACAUUGAUGAGGAGGGCCAGGAGUACCUGGAGAUGCUGGCCAAGCAUGCAGGAGAGGAUGGGGAUGAUGAGGACUGGGAUGAGGAUGACGCAGAGGAGACUGCACUGGAGGGCUACACCACAGCUGUAGACGAUGAAGACAACCUGGUGGAUGAAUACCAGAUCUUCAAAGCCAUACUACAGAGUAAGGAGACCACCUUUCAGACACACAAAGCUAGUGAUGGGUCGUCAAGUUAAGGACGCAAAUGUGAUAUAAACAAUGAAUAAGUGUUUACUCAAUCAAUAAUAUUACGAAACAUAUUUGUGAGGCCUGUUAUUUACAGUGCAUUAUUAGUACAAGAUCUUCAGUGAUGAUACGAUGACGAGUCGGAACCGGACACUGUCUGUCUGUGGUCACUGGGUCAGGGUCACGUUCUGUGUCUCUGAGUUCAGUUUCCCACAACAGCGUGUUUUUCACUUGAAGACAUCGAGGCAUUUGUCUGAGAAGGGCUAAAAACACAAUCCAAACAAGAUAUCUUGGAUUGAAGACAUUAAUGCAAUAUGUUGCAUUUUUUUAUGCUUAAGUGUAAAUGGUAUCUAAAGGGGAGGGAAAUGUAACUGUUUUUCUCCAACUCAGAUAUCCAGACCCGUGACCCAACAUGGUACCAGGCACUCACACAAACCCUUGAUGAGGAACAAGGAAAACAUCUUCAUGACAUCGGCACACUUGCAGACCAGAGACGGGCAGCACAUGGUAAGUAAAUGUAUCCCUGUCAUACAAUAAUAAGCCAGCUGUUAAUUGGAUUGUUUUAAUUUCAUAGGAAAUAAACACUUUCCAUUGUGUUUGGCAUGUUGUAUAAUUGCCCUAUUUUCUUCUCAUUCCAGAAUCCAAAAUGAUCGAGAAGCAUGGCGGAUACAAGUUCACAGUGCCAGAAGUGGUGCCAACUAAUUUCAAUUUUGGAGGCAACGCUCCAGGAAUGAAUUGAGUCAUCCCUUCUCCCUUUUAUUACUCUGACUGAUUGUAGUGAAGUGAAAAAAGCUUGUGUUGUUCCCUUAAGUAGUGGUUCCAGAACUGGUUCUUCUCACUGACUCUUCAAUCUGACUAUCAAAUUGGAAAUAGCACCAGAAGAAGUGGGAAGGCAACCAAAUGCAACAAAUGGCUGGGAAAACAAACCAAGAACUUGAGCACGAAGCAAGAGAAAAAAGAAGCUCUGAACAACAUUGUCUUCUGGGAUCCAAUGUGGAGGAGGAUACUAUGACGGAACUCUUUUUUUCUUCCCACUUAAACAAAACGGGAGGGCUUAACAAUUUGAAAUUGAUAAUGGGACUAAAUGUUUCAUCAUUUUCACUGUUUUGGCCAAAAGGCUGUGCGUGAUAAGAUUAUACCUCUGGCAGUAGUGUUGUCUACGUUAUUUUCUGCAUUAACAAAUUCUCAUGUUUGUUAUGUAUAUACAAGCCAAGGUUCUUGAUUUUUAAGUAGCCUUGCAAAAACAACCAGAGGCAUUUGUAAGGUGUCAAGUGUAUUCAUAUGUAGCAUAUCGGAUACUUCAUAGCACUAUGUGAUGCCUGAUCUCUGUAAAUUAAUGACUAGCACUUUCAUAUUGUUCAGGUCUCCUAGCCUUCUGUAUCAGACUGCAAUUUUUAAAUCAAGUAAGACCAUUUAAAACGCAAACCGCUGUAACUUUGUUACUGUGCAAACGACUUCUCCCAGCCUGUAAUGGGUGAUUGUCACAUGUAUUGGUUACGGUGUAGAAAAAUGGGUGGCAUCACUUUGCUGCUAAAGUGGAAACAUUCUAGAUUCCUGAAAAAAUAGAAGGCUCUUGGUGUUCAGGUUGGAUACAAGACAUGUUGUGAGCACUGAAAGUCAAUUGGAUACUUCAUUGAAGCAUGUACAAUUGGACUUGAUCGUGAAGGUCUCAAGCAUUUGGUUGGUGUAUGGAUGAACCAUAUAUAUAAAUAUACACACAACAACAUUAAAAAAAGUUUCGUUGGAUUGCAUGCAUUUGACUGUUUACUACCAUAACUACACACUUACACUUGUGCACUCAGUAAUUUGAUUUGGAGGCUAGAUUUGAGGGGGAAUGUCUGUAUAUCUGUCGGAUCAGGUGAUGUGUAAUCUAUUGAGAACUAUGGACAACUAAUUAUAAUUCUAAUCCAUAUGCUACUAUGGGUUCGAAGGGUCGCAUGUCCUCCUUGGCAGUUGAUCACUAACACCACUUAGCUUUACGGUGUCUACAUUAUUAGUGACCGAUAUGACUGCGUACUGCGCAGCAUGAUAUAGACGAACUAAAACGUGGCUAUAACCUUGCUUCAAACUGCAUAUCGUUACCCUGGAUCUGGGUAGUUUCAUUUAACAGACACUGCUGGCUGUCAAUGUAUAUAAAAUGCAU